Penicillium samsonianum is the source of this 447-nucleotide messenger RNA. RefSeq lists its product as uncharacterized. The record is from RefSeq and is a predicted model, not a curated record. The transcript has 2 exons. NCBI's taxonomy places the organism in Eukaryota, Fungi, Ascomycota, Eurotiomycetes, Eurotiales, Aspergillaceae. Bases 1 to 447 code for a protein of 148 amino acids.
AUGUCGUCUCCUCUCCCAAUCGUGAUCUGUGCCCUAGACUCCGGGAUCGGCAAGCCGGUCUCCGAACUCCUCCUCCCCGAAUUCGAAGUAACCCAUUUCAUGCAAAGCCUCUCAGCAGCACAAUCCGAAAUUCCCCACCUCCUCGCAGGCCGGGAUCCUCAAUCACCCCACAUCAACGACGUCGGCACGAAAGAUUACAGCCGGCCUGUGCGUGCAAUUAUCUUUGGUCGUGGGUUUGACUUGGAGGAUAUCGAGGCAUUGCGCAAGAAUGUCGCUAGCAUCUCGCAAGACCCGGUUCUGUGGAUCGCUGGUGACCCAAGUCGCAAGCCUCCUCCUGGUGCUGUUCCACCACCUAACUACCACCAGCUUGUUGCGGGAGUUGCGCGGAAAUUGCUCGGUGGGUGGAUCGAGGCUGGAGCUGCUAGUAAUGAGGUUGUUUUGUACUAA